Messenger RNA from Ipomoea triloba (trilobed morning glory), 2009 nucleotides. Its product is annotated as LEAF RUST 10 DISEASE-RESISTANCE LOCUS RECEPTOR-LIKE PROTEIN KINASE-like 1.1. The record is from RefSeq and is a predicted model, not a curated record. Gene Ontology annotation, molecular function: ATP binding; protein kinase activity. Gene Ontology annotation, biological process: protein phosphorylation. The coding region runs from base 1 to 1998 and encodes 665 amino acids. NCBI's taxonomy places the organism in Eukaryota, Viridiplantae, Streptophyta, Magnoliopsida, Solanales, Convolvulaceae. The transcript has 5 exons.
AUGGGAGACCAGUCACCCUCCGUUUCAGUUUGCUUCUUUGUCUUUUAUUUACUCAUAAUAUUUCUUCACUUAGCUCAAGUGGAGACCAAACCCCAACCCAAGUGCCCAAAAGAAUUCCUUUGUAACAACCGGAGCAUUCCUACUUUUCCUUUCACAAAUAAAUCACUUCCUGAUUGUGGGUUGUUUAAGUUAGGUUGUAAUGUUGUCUCAAGUAGUCCUCCUACACUAGAAUUAGAUGGUAAGCUGUAUAACACUCUGGCAUUGGGAGAAGGUGAUUUAGUGGUGCUUUCUGACCCAGUUCUUAGUAAUCACUUGAAGGAACGAAGUUGUGAUUCUUUCAAUUGGAACUCAUCUACGUCCUUUACCAAUUCUCCUUCAAUUUCAUUUGAAGUGCCCACAGCCCAAUUCCUUUUCUUGUUCAAAUGCAACCUAGGCUCAUCACACCAUAGGCAACAGAAGAUAGAUGAUUAUUUUAAGGGAUACAAGAGCUACCGUAAAUGUAAAAACUUCACUCUAUACUACAAAGAAAAUCAUCACAUUAUUCCCAGAAACAAAGUUCCUAAAGAUUGUUCGCUUGUUCAAUUGCCAUUUGACAACUCAACCAAAAGCAAUGAUUUAUUUGAGGAAUUAAGUCCUGAGAUUAUUUUCUUUUGGAAAUUGUCCGAAAAAUGUUCAAAGUGUCACGAUAGAGGAGGCCAUUGUCAAACUACUAGUAACAACAAUUUCAAGUGUUCAGAAGAAAAUAGCAAUAUGAUUGGUAAACAAAGAAAGGCGGACGUGAAUGGAAUAACAAGAAAAACUAAUAAGUCCUCAUCAAAAGUGAAGUUGAUACUAAUAAUAGUUUUGUGUAGCCUUGCAUUGAUGAUUUUUAUGAGUUUAGUUGUCAUCUUUGCUCAUCGCCAUUACAAAUCUUCUAAACUUGGCGGUUUCUCAAGCUUCUUUUCAAAACAAGAUGUAGAAAGUAGCAGUAAAUACUUGGGAGUUCCUAUUUUUUCUUACUCUGAACUUCAAAGAGUCACAAAUGAUUUUGAUCCAUCAAAAGAACUUGGAGAGGGAGGAUUUGGAACUGUUUAUCGAGGCAAACUUGGAGAUGGGAGAGAAGUAGCUGUGAAGCGUUUAUACGAGCGAAAUUGCAAGAGAAUGGAACAAUUUGUAAAUGAAAUUGAAAUCCUUACUCGGCUAAGGCACCGCAAUCUUGUAACUCUCUACGGUUGCUCCUCCAGAAACAGUCGCAGCCUCCUCCUCGUGUACGAAUACAUCCCCAACGGAACACUUGCGGAUCAUUUGCACGGUAAAAGGGCAAAGCACAAAUCCCUCACAUGGCCUAUUCGCAUGAACAUUGCCAUAGAAACAGCCAACGCUUUGGCUUACCUCCACGCUUCCGACAUAAUACACCGCGAUGUCAAGACUGCCAACAUCCUUCUAGACUGCAAUUUCACUGUCAAAGUUGCUGAUUUCGGGCUUUCGAGACUCUUCCCCAUCGAUGUCACUCAUGUCUCCACUAUGCCUCAAGGGACCCCUGGUUACUUUGAUCCCGAGUACUAUGAGUGUUAUAAGCUCACUGAUAAGAGUGAUGUUUAUAGUUUUGGGGUCGUUCUCAUGGAGCUCAUAUCGUCCCUACCCGCCGUCAAUAUGGAUAGGGAUUCACAUGAGAUCAACUUGGCAAACUUUGCUGUAAACAGGAUACUAGCAACCACAUUUGAUGCUUUGGUUGAUCCAUGUUUGGGGUUCGGAACAGAUUCCGAGGUUACGAGGAUGACAACUUCGGUGGCAGAGCUGGCAUUUCGAUGCUUGCAACCCAGAAAGGAUUCGAGGCCUACUAUGUUUGAUGUCCUUGACACCUUGUUGGAGAUUCAAGGAGACGAAAGUGGAUUUGCAAAAUGCUCUCCUUCAGGAGAACUAGAAGAGGUUUCGAUGAAGAACAAAUUUGCGACUUCACCAAAUUCUGUGAUUGAAAAGUGGAUUUGCAGCACUAGUACAACUAGAAACAGUGUGUGAAAGCUAAGACU